AUGGCUGCAAAUAUCAAUAAUAGUACUAGCUCGAAUUAUGUUUCCAAGAAACAGAAACUUAGGAAGAAUGUACAUCCAUUCAUGGGAGUCACUCGAACCAAAAGGACCAGUAAAGUCAUAAGAUUCAAUGAUUCAAAUGAGAGUGAUCUUGUUUCAGAACAAAGUUUGAAAGAAAAAAAUGUUGUUACUUACAAAUCUUUAAAAAAUCGGGCAAGUGAUUUACUUAAAAUGAGAAAGACACUUCCAGUUUAUCAAAAUAAGCGCGAAAUAAUGACGUACAUUGAAAGCAAUCCAGUUGUCGUGCUUAUUGGUGAAACAGGUUCCGGUAAAUCAACGCAAAUACCACAGUUCAUAUUAGAACAAUUAUAUGGUACAAAGAAGCAUGGAUCAAUUGCUGUGACUCAACCUCGUCGUGUGGCCGCCAUCAAUUUAGCUACAAGAGUUGCUCAAGAGCAUGGUUGCAAAUUGGGUGACCAAGUAGGUUACUCCGUUAGAUUUGAUAAUAUGACCACAGCAAGAACAAGACUUAAGUACCUAACUGAUGGUAUGUUACUUAGAGAGCUUAUGAUGAACAGAGAGCUUAAGGAAUACAGUGUCGUCGUCAUCGAUGAAGCGCAUGAAAGAACUGUGUUAACAGAUUUGAUAUUGGGGUUUCUUAAAUCCUUAAUACAAGGGCCAAGGCCAGAUUUGAAAAUAAUCGUUAUGUCUGCAACAUUACAAGCCGAAAAAUUUAGUGAGUUCUUCAACAAUGCUCCAAUUUUGUUUGUAGAAGGUAGGAAAUUUGAUGUCAAACAAUACUAUUUGAAGGCACCAACGGACGAUAUAGUAGAUGCCGUCAUCAGAUGCUGUGUACAAAUAAACCAGUGUGAACAACUAGGAGAUAUCUUAUGUUUUUUGCCAGGCCAAGAAGAGAUUGACAAAGCAGUGACUAUAAUGGAGAAAAUUGCUAAGUAUGUUGCAGAUGAGACACCAGUACCGCUAAUAGUUCCUUAUCCUUUGUAUGCUGCUCUUCCACCAAUUCAACAAGCCUUAGUCUUCGCACCAAUUAAGGGUUUCAAGAGGAAGGUUGUGUUCAGUACGAAUAUUGCAGAAACAUCUGUUACCAUAUCUGGAGUUAAAUUUGUUGUUGAUUCGGGUCUUCGAAAAGUAAAAGUUUGGAGACAUCAGUUGGGGUUGGCCACUUUACUAACAGUACCUAUUUCUCAGGCAAGUGCUAUGCAGAGAAGUGGUCGUGCUGGUAGAGAAAGCGAGGGCAAAAGUUUCAGGCUUUAUUGUGAAUCUGAUUACUUGAAGUUGCCUAAGCAAAGUGAACCUGAGAUAGCUAGGAGUGAUGUCACAUCUCCUGUGCUAAUGUUGAAAAGGUAUGGUAUUAAUGAUCUACUGAACUGGACCUGGUUUGAAAAUCCUGGUAAGGACGCUGUACUCAUGGCCCUUCAAGAACUUUAUGAACUAGGUGCUCUAAACACUCGUGGAAAGAUAACGAAACGAGGAGAACAAAUGGCACUCUUACCAUUACAACCGCAUUUAAGUAGUGUCUUAAUUAAAGCCAGUGAAGUCGGCUGCUUAAGUCAAGUCAUUGAUAUUGUUUCCUGCCUCAGUGUGGAAAACUUAUUAUUAAACCCAUCACCUGAGGAAAGGGACGAGGUGAAUGAACGUCGUUUAUCCCUAAGUAAUGCUGGUAAAAGAUAUGGCGACCUUAUCAUGCUAAAGGAGCUUUUUGACAUUUAUUUCUACGAACUGGGGAAAAGUCAAGACUCAAACUCUGAAAGAAACGACUGGUGUAAAGGUUUAUGCAUUUCAGUACGUGGAUUCAAAAACGUGAUUCGCGUUAGAGAUCAAUUAAGAGUUUACUGUAAGCGUCUGUUUUCCUCAAUAAGUGAAGGAAAUGAGGAAUCCAAAAAGAUUGGUGAAGAUAGUGAGGAAAUAUCAAAGAUUUUGAAAUGUUUCUUAACCGGGUUCAUCAAGAAUACCGCUAUAGGGAUGCCAGACAGGUCUUAUAGAACUGUUUCCACAGGGGAACCGAUAAGUAUUCAUCCAUCUUCUAUGCUAUUCUUGAACAAAAGUUGUCCCGGUAUAAUGUAUACGGAAUACGUCUUUACUACCAAAGGGUAUGCCAGAAAUGUUAGUAGAAUUGAACUGUCAUGGCUACAAGAAGUUGUUACUAAUGGAACUGCUGUAGCAAAGCAAAAAAUAUCUAGUUCAAAAUAA
Saccharomyces mikatae IFO 1815 is the source of this 2208-nucleotide messenger RNA. It is a transcript of the gene DHR2, whose product is annotated as RNA helicase. Gene Ontology annotation, cellular component: catalytic step 2 spliceosome; intracellular anatomical structure. Lineage: Eukaryota; Fungi; Ascomycota; Saccharomycetes; Saccharomycetales; Saccharomycetaceae. The record is from RefSeq and is a predicted model, not a curated record. Bases 1 to 2208 code for a protein of 735 amino acids. The transcript has a single exon. Gene Ontology annotation, molecular function: ATP binding; RNA binding.